Daucus carota subsp. sativus is the source of this 1020-nucleotide messenger RNA. RefSeq lists its product as uncharacterized. The transcript has a single exon. NCBI's taxonomy places the organism in Eukaryota, Viridiplantae, Streptophyta, Magnoliopsida, Apiales, Apiaceae. The record is from RefSeq and is a predicted model, not a curated record. The coding region runs from base 1 to 1020 and encodes 339 amino acids.
AUGGUUGAAAAAUGGAAGAAUUUGGAAGAUUGUGUCUGGAAAAGAUCUCUUAGAACCUGGGAUAAGAACCAGUUAAAUGAAAUCUUCUCACUAAUACAGCAGAUAUCUCUUGAAGAAAGACAGGAUUCUAUCAAAUGGUCAGCUAGUCCACAAUCUUACAGUUCUAAAAAAGGAUAUAGUAUUAUAAUGGGGUUAGAUAAUUCUGGUGUUGAUGAAUGGAGAAAAAUUUGGAAUUAUAGAAUACCCCCAAAGAUCCUAAUAUUCCUGUGGAAAUCCUUUCAUGGAGUUCUACCACUCAAGAAGUUGUUAAAGGAAAGAAUGACUGGUGUUCUGGACUCUAGCUGCAGUCUUUGUGCUAAAGACGAUGAGACAAGAGAACAUUUGUUCUGGGACUGUCAAACAGUUAAAUCUAUUUGGUCUACUUUCUUUGAUUGGUGGAAUAUAAGCAGAAGUGUAACACAAAGGAAUGGCAAUUUCUUUCAAAUCAUUAGACUGGUCAAAGGUACUGAACUUAAAAUUGCUUGGUCUACCUCAGUUAUAGCACUGCUUUGGACCAUCUGGAUAGCAAGAAAUAAAUUGGUCUAUAGGAACACUAAAUGGGAGUUGGAUCAAGUGAUAUGGUUGGUUAAGAUCAGGGCUUUUAAGUGGUUACAAGCUGCAAACAAACGUAACAUGGGUUUGGAAAACUUCUGGCAAGUUAAUCCAAGAGGAGCCUGUCUUCUUUUUAACAAAAAGCACAGAAGAAUGGAUUAUAUUUGGUGCAACUCUACUGUGAUAGGUUUUUCAGAUGGGUCAUGGAAAAUCACCAAUGGUGGGAGUAAAAGAAGUGGCAUUGGUGGCUGUAUAACAGAUUUAGAAGGCAAUUUGUUAUAUAUUUUCUCUGGUCCAUGCUUAGCUAAUAGUCCACUUGAGGCUGAGAGGGAAGCACUCUUAUUUCUCUUUCAAAGGAUCAAGGACAAUUCGAAUCUACAAGGUAUAUUAACUCUUUGUACGGAUUCAAAAAUUGUUAGGAAUCAAUAA